ACUUUUGGUCUUGUCUGGUAGUGAAAUAAUCAGAUGUUGGAGACUAGCUCUGUAGUGGAGGCUCAACUCAUGUUUGUCCUCUGCCUGUGUUCAGUGUGACGAGUUCCAAUCUAAAUAUCUUACUGUAUUGUAAAUUCGUUCAUUUAACGUUGCAAUAGAUACUUUUGCAGAGAUUUCUUUUGUUUUAUAAAUCAUUUAAAAGAGAAAAUAUAUUGUUUAAGGAAAAAAAGACCAUGUCACUUGCUUUAUUCAGCUGUACGUUUAUGCAGCCUCUCUAAUACAGUGAAUGGUAUGUUUGAAGUCAGGUGGGAGAAACAGAGGCUACCUCACUUACAUUUAUAUGGAGUUCAAUAAAAAAAAGGAAACCAAUUGUUGACUGUCGUUGAAAACUAGGUUUAAUUGUUCGUUUAAACAUUCGCCUUUCUUGAGUGCGAAACAAAAGUUCCCGCGUAUUCUGUUACUAGACAGUACUGUCAUAUACACACAAAACCCCAACCAGUCUGAUAAACCGUUCUCUUUUUCAUGGAAGUUAGUCAAACUAAUUAUUUUAUGCUUAGUUUACUGUUACAUUUCCAAACUUGUUAGCUAAAAUUGCUAGUGAGGCGAUUUCACAACAUUCUACAAAUAAAGCACUAAAUAGACAUUAUAUAAAACGAAAUAAAAAUCUAACAGACGUGCUUAAAGAACCAAGUAUGUGUAACAGACUUGCGUAAUCUCGCUAGAACGUUUUGAGCUGUUCUGUCUUUCAAUUAUCCUGUUUUUCCUGGCUGCGUGUAACAAGUUCUCAUUUGGAGCAAAGGGUUUUGCACGUUUGCGGCGUAGUUUUCCAAAACGUGUUAAACCUCCUUUCUUAAUCUUUUUCUGCCAUCUAGUGGACAUAUAAGAGAAUUUUAUUUUCAGUUUAAAGAUAUAUUUUGUCAUCUCAACAAAUGGGGAUUGCUCACAGACGUUCUUACUGAAUAUUUCAUUAUGUUUAGCUUUGCUAAACAGGUUAAAUACAGGUAAAACUGGACACUGAAACUUAAUCAUCUUUGUUCUUGUGUAAAAAUAACAUUUACCAAACAUUCUUUAGUUCUGACAUCAUUUCCUACAAUUUCUAACCCUAAUUAAGCCUAGAGGGUUCAACCAUGUGUUGUUUUAUUAAUUACAUUUCCUAUUUAAUUCUGUUCUAUUUAAAAGUAAGCGUCUUAACAUUAAAUGUGUCCCAGUUAGCUGUUAACACAAAAAUGGUGAUUUUUUUAUCUAUGUGUGUUUAAAGAAGCAGUUCAAAUUGUAAUAUUUAAUACUCAUUCCUUUAUUAUUUGUAUAUUUAAAGCAAAUUGAACACUACCAGUCAAAAGUUUUUGAACAGUAAGAUUUUUUUGUUUUUAAAGAAGUCUUUUCUGCUCACCAAGCCUGCUUUUAUUUGAUCUGAAGUACAGCAAACACAGGAACAUUUUGAAAUAUUUUAACUAUUUAAAAUAACUGCGUUCUAGUUGAAUAUAUUUUAAAAUGUAAUUUAUUUCUGUGAUCAAAUCUACAUUUUCAGCAUCAUUACUCCAGUUGUCUGUGUCACAUGAUCCUUCAGAAAUUUUUCUAAUAUGCUGAUUUGCUGUUUAAGAAACAUUUAUUAUUGUUAUUAAUAAUUUUUAAAACAGUUGAGUACAUUUUUUUCAGAACUCUUUGAUGAAUAGGACAAUCCAAAAAUCACCAUAGAAAUUAAUACUUUUAUUUAGCAAGAUUUGCUAAAAAUAUGCUUUAAAUUGAUCAAAAGUGUUGAUAAAGACAUUUAUAAUAUUACAAAAGAUUUCUAUUUCAGAUAAAUCCUGUUCUUCUGAAUCUUCUAUUCAUCAAAAAAUCCUGAAAAAUUUCUACUCGGCUGUUUUCAACAUAAUGAUAAUAAUAUAUUUUUUUUGAGCAGCAAAUCAGAAUAUUAAAAUGAUUUCUGAAGGAUCAUCUGACUUGAGUAAUGAUGCUAAAAAUUCAACGUUAAAACCACAAGAAUAAAUCAUAUUUUAAAAUAUAUUCAAACAGUUAUUUAAAAUAUUAAAAAUAUUUCAAUUGUAUUUUUUUCUGUACUCUGGAUCAAAUAAAUGCAGGCUUGGUGAGAAGAAGAGACUUUAAAAAACAUUACAAAUCUUACUGUUUCAAUACGUUUGACUGGUAGUGUAUGUUAUUUCAAAGCAAUUUUAACACCAAUUACAGACUAUCAGAAAGUGUCCCACUUUACCUGUAUUCAACCUAAUCUUUAUUAUCUGACAGAGAUCAAUUCUGAUGUGAUGUUAUUUAUAUAUAAAGAUCUUUCCUCUAUUGUUACUUUAAAACCUGUUUUGAGAAGUAUAUAAGGUAAAUGAAUAGAUGGAUGAAAGCCUUUGAUCUAAUUUCUUCACAAUGGCACAAACAAAAUCCUUCAUUGGAUCUCUGUGAAGGGAAGGAAAUGCCAUGGGGUGAAUCCAGCCAUGCAUCCCCUUUAUUAUUAUAAAACACACCUGCCAUUCAGAGCAUAACAGGUCUUUGCUGGUUUCUCAGGCCUCAUCUCCAGUCUCCCUGUAACCACUCAUCUAUGACCCUAUUGUCCAGAUCAGCGACCCGCACUCAUAUAAAGCCACAAAUAACACAUGAGCCCUUCAGGAGGACAUCAGCAGGCAACAUGAAGCUGAUCAACAGCUGCCUGACUGUUCUAGUCUUUACAAAUGCUGUAUAUUCAGCAGCUAUGAGAGAAGGGAGUGAAGAUUUGUUGCGAUUCCUGAAAGAUGCAUUUGAAAUGAAUCUGCCUCUUGACCACACUGAACCAACACAGCUCUCAGAAACGGAUCUAGCAACAGAGAAGAUUCUGGAUCAUGUGCAACCUACAGAUCCGACUGCAGAAUGCAAAGCCCCAGAAAUUGUUGUGAACACUGCUGACUUUUCCAAUACAAGACCCAAACCAAACCUGGUAGAACUUGCAGAUGUUGCUGAAGAGAGAUCCAGAGAGAGCAGCAACUCCGACAGCAGAUUAGCUGAAAAAGCAUCAGCUGAAGACAGCAGAGAAGGUGACAGUGACAAGAGGAUACAGCUGAGAACAACACUCGCAGAGAGUAUGAGUAUGGACAGGACUGACAUGGACACAGAUGUGACUGAGGCUUCAAACAAACAUACUGAUAAAGCAACAGUGAUGGAGGACAUCAGUAGUCAGGAAAUGGACAGACUAGAGGAGAAUGGGAGAUACCGACCUCCAAGGACCCAGAAGAUGUUAGAAAAACACAACUCUGUGGUCACAGACACAGGCAGACAAAAUCUGGACGUUUUAAAGGAGAUGGAUCGCAUAGCUCAGAGUUUUGCCAGUAGAAUGAACCUUAAAGACCAGAUUGGUGAACCACAUGAUACUGAGAAACACCAGCAGGAGAGCCGCAAAACAGCAAGGCAUUUAGACAGCCCAGAGUUUGUGGACACCCCUGAUAGACUAGAUCUAGACGCUGACAGUGAGGAACAUGGUGGUGGUCGAGGAACAUCUCAGACACAAAUCUCAGGAAUCAAAGCAAAACUAAACUAUGCUGCUAACCAGGAGACACAGGACGACAGCAGGGAAUUGGCCGAUCGGAUCCCAGGAUGCACAGAAACAUCUGUUGAACAUCCCAUGGAACAGAACAACAGUCUGGAUGCCCCUAAUGUGGACCAGAAGAUUCAAAAGGACACAAUGAGCUAUCAGAACCAGCUGAGGAAAAUAUGUCCAACCAAGAGAGUACGAGCAUCCAACAACCCAACAGCACAGCUGGAUUUAGAUAGUCCAGAAAGAGCGAACAGUGAACUUUUGGACAGAGACAACAGCAGAGAGAGGAUGGAAACUCACGUGGUGGAUCCUCUGUAGAGAGUUGCUUGUUUUGCUGAAUGUCUACUUGUUUUUUUAUUAUUAUUUUUUUUUAUUUUGACAGUGUGAUUUUAAUGUCUAUUCAAACUAAUAUGUUCUUGUUGGUUUGUUUGUUGGACUUUCAUAGAUAAAUCAUUAUUAAUCAGUUUUAUGAUCUUGUGGGACGUGACUAUUAUUGAAAAUAUAUAUAAAUGAUUAUGAAACAGGCGCCUUAACUUAAGACACAUUAUGCAAAAAAUAGAAAUAAAUAAAAAAUUUUUUAUUAUUAAAUAUUUUAUUAUUAAUAUUAUUAAUAAUGAUACUUCAUAAUUUUAUAAUAAACUUCAAUAGUGAUUGUAAUAAUAAUAAUAAUAAUGUAAUAUUAAUAGUAAUGAUGAUAUGUCUGUCCAAUUACUUCUUCCCCCCAAUAUUUAGUAUUCUGUAUAAUUUCUGCUUUCACUAAAACAUUAAAAUUCUGUCAUUAAUUAAUCAGCCUUAUGUC
Messenger RNA from Labeo rohita (rohu), 4307 nucleotides. RefSeq lists its product as uncharacterized. NCBI's taxonomy places the organism in Eukaryota, Metazoa, Chordata, Actinopteri, Cypriniformes, Cyprinidae. The record is from RefSeq and is a predicted model, not a curated record. The coding region runs from base 2543 to 3826 and encodes 427 amino acids. The transcript is spliced from 13 exons.